Drosophila innubila is the source of this 3297-nucleotide messenger RNA. RefSeq names its product AMP deaminase 2. The coding region runs from base 563 to 3040 and encodes 825 amino acids. Gene Ontology annotation, biological process: IMP salvage; AMP metabolic process. The transcript has 11 exons. Gene Ontology annotation, molecular function: AMP deaminase activity. The record is from RefSeq and is a predicted model, not a curated record. NCBI's taxonomy places the organism in Eukaryota, Metazoa, Arthropoda, Insecta, Diptera, Drosophilidae. Gene Ontology annotation, cellular component: cytosol.
CGAUGUAUAAACUUUAGAUGAAUAGAUCUCGCCUCCCAUUUGACAGGGUAGAAAAACAAAGAACAUACAUAUCCAAAAGUGAAAAUUAAUGCGUAGAUUUGUAAAUUGCGUUGCAACCGUUUAUACCGUUUUUAUCUAUAUCCACCGUGUUUAACGGUUAAUGCCUAAAGAACCGCUGAACGGGACUACAAUCAACGGGGUAACGGGAUAAACUUCAACAAGUGUCAAACAAUAACAAAAACAAAAAAAACACUAAAGUAAAAAUCAAAUAUUACAUAAAAAACUUUUGUGGACUGAAACUCUCAUCAAAUUCUAUGUAAAUGGUUCCGUAAUUCGCGUUAACAGACCAGAAUCGAUCCGUUUGGAAUGUGUAAUAAAAAUUGAAAGGGACGUCGUGUAUUAUCCUCUACAGAAAACGCAAUUUCCUUUUGCAUGAAAGUGUGCUGUAUAUCGCACAGUUGCAAUUGAUAAAAUCGUAAUAUUGUUAAUCUUGUGGCGACGUGUGCUCUGUGGCAACAAUCGAUUGCUGCAAAACAAUAACAACAAAAACAACAACAGCAGGAUGGCUUAUCGAGGCAUUAUUGGGUCAACGGAUGGCAAGGAUCGUCGUGAAGCGGAUAGUGACUCCUUUGACGAUAUUCUUACCGAUCAUAGUGCUGAAGUAAUUGUCCCAGUGUCACGUCUCAACUUGUUGUCCCAUUCCAGUGACAGCUAUGACGGCAAGCCAUCGCCCAUACCCCAGAUAUACUCCUCAAAAAUCACCAAAGUUAAUCGCUCAAACGCCACCUCGAUGGUGAUAAAAACAGCAACGAGGGCGCGUUGCAACUGCGAUGAGACCGAUUCCCCGGAGAAUGAUAAGCCCGAUGUAGAUAAUGAGCUGACUAAUGAAAUUUCUGCACCAUAUGAAGUACCUCAAUUUCCCAUUGAGCAGAUUGAAAAGAAACUACAAAUACAACGUCAACUGAAUGAGAAGCAAUCGACAGGAUCACGGGCUCCAGCUCACAUCAGCUCACCCGGUUCGGAGAGCAGUCCCGAUUCUGAUGAUCAAAUGCCCGCUGAGAAACGGGAAACCGAUGCGGACAUUAAUUUUCAGCGUGUCUCCGUUUCGGGAGAGGAUACGAGCGGAGUGCCAUUGGAGGAUCUGGAGCGGGCAUCGACUCUUCUCAUUGAGGCACUCAAGCUGCGUUCCCACUACAUGGCCAUGUCGGAUCAAUCCUUUCCCCCAACAACGGCACGUUUUCUCAAGACUGUCCGACUCAAGGAUCGUUAUGAGAACAUGCCAUCCAAAUCGGUUUCAGACAUAAUUCGCAAACAAAGUAUGGCGACUUGCAGAGAUCUCCUUAUCCAAACAUCACCAAUGAAGCACACUCAUGCCUGGGAUGUGGAAUUCGUACCGGAUGAAGAUUAUCACAUAAAACCCGUAAACGGUGUCUUUCACGUCUAUACUGAUAAGGAACACACUAAUGAACUAAAGUUUCAGUAUCCGGAUAUGAACCAGUUUGUAAAUGACAUGCAGGUCAUGUGUAAUAUGAUUGCCGAUGGCCCACUAAAAUCUUUUUGCUAUCGUCGCCUUUGCUAUUUGUCCUCCAAAUAUCAGAUGCAUGUGCUGUUGAACGAACUGCGUGAACUUGCCGCACAGAAAGCGGUGCCGCAUCGUGACUUUUACAACACUAGAAAGGUGGACACUCACAUUCACGCGGCAUCGUGCAUGAAUCAGAAGCAUUUGUUGCGCUUCAUUAAGAAGACGCUGAAGAACAAUGCCAAUGAGGUGGUUACCCACACAAAUGGUAAACCCAUGACACUCGCCCAGGUUUUCCAAUCGAUGAAUUUAACCACCUACGAUCUGACUGUCGAUAUGCUCGAUGUGCACGCCGAUCGCAAUACGUUCCAUCGUUUUGACAAAUUUAAUUCCAAAUAUAAUCCCAUCGGUGAGUCGCGUCUCCGGGAAGUGUUCCUCAAAACGGACAACUAUUUGAAUGGCAAAUACUUUGCACAAAUUAUUAAGGAAGUGGCCUUUGAUCUAGAGGAAUCCAAGUAUCAAAAUGCAGAGUUGCGUCUCUCGAUCUAUGGCAAAUCGCCCGAUGAGUGGAACAAAUUGGCCAAAUGGGCCAUCGAUAAUGACGUUUACAGCACGAACAUACGUUGGCUAAUUCAAAUUCCUCGAUUGUUUGAUAUAUUCAAGUCUAACAAAAUGAUGACGUCAUUCCAGGAGAUUCUUAACAACAUCUUUUUACCACUUUUCGAGGCAACAAAUAAGCCCAAUGAGAAUCCCAAUUUGCAUAAAUUCUUGCAUUAUGUGAUUGGCUUCGAUUCUGUCGAUGAUGAGUCCAAGCCCGAGAAUCCUCUCUUUGAUAACGAUGUACCACGUCCCGAGGAAUGGACCUACGAGGAGAAUCCGCCGUAUGCCUACUAUAUAUACUAUAUGUACGCCAACAUGACGGUGUUGAACAAGUUUAGAGAGCAGCGUGGCCUAAACACAUUUGUGCUGCGACCACAUUGUGGUGAGGCUGGACCCGUGCAGCAUUUGGUUUGUGGCUUCCUAAUGGCCGAGAACAUCUCCCAUGGUUUGUUGUUGCGCAAGGUGCCGGUAUUGCAGUAUCUGUAUUAUCUGACACAGAUUGGCAUUGCCAUGUCGCCGCUGUCGAAUAACUCACUCUUUCUUAACUAUCAUCGCAAUCCCUUGCCCGAAUAUUUGGCACGCGGUUUAAUUAUCUCGUUAUCGACCGAUGAUCCGCUGCAGUUCCACUUUACCAAGGAACCUCUUAUGGAGGAGUACAGCAUUGCGGCUCAGGUGUGGAAGCUCAGCUCCUGCGAUAUGUGUGAACUUGCCCGAAACAGCGUCACUAUGAGCGGCUUUCCCCAUAGUAUCAAACAACAAUGGUUAGGGCCGAACUACUAUGAGGAUGGCAUCUCGGGCAACGAUAUAACUCGCACCAAUGUCCCAGAAAUCCGUGUCGCGUAUCGCUAUGAGACCUUGCUGGAUGAGCUCACCAAUAUAUUCAAAGUGAAUCAAACCUGCCACUUCAAGCAAGCCAAAUAAAGCGCUAGUUCGUCACAUUUAACAAAAGAAAAAAAAAAUGAAGGAAAAAAACAAAAAAAAAGAAAUAUUUACAAGAAUACAUGCUUGCUUAUUAUAUAUAUAUAUACACACACAUAGAGAUAUAUACAUAAUUAUGUCGUACAUAAUUACGUACUCUCAAUGUACAAGCUUCUCUACUAACCAAUUUAUAUAACUAAUUAAUUACCCGACAGACCAAAAUUCUACAUGCAUACAUUAAUAAAUUCCGACAUACUAUA